GCGACUCACAUGGAGCUCCUGGCCGGUUCUGCCCCGCGUGCUGGCAGUUGAGGCAUUAACGGACCAGACCGAGCUACCCGUCUUGACAACUUCACACGUAUCCGACUUUUUUCUUUUAAAAAAAAAACAGGAUUUAUCGCGACAAACUCGUCGGCUAGAGAUUAAACCUGCCCACGGAGGCUUUGUUUACAUAUUUGACAGGUGUAGCACUCUCGGUUAACCGCACCCCGAAGGCACAGUCGGUUAAUCCAGCCGGAUUGAUCUAGAAAUAUUAACGUCAACGGUCGCGACAGGUUAACGGAAAAGUGAUAGCUCCGAGCUGUCAAGAUGACGGAGCAACUCGAGCAGAUCCUCUCACAGCUGACACAGCCUGACAAUGCCAUUAUCCAGCAGGCCACUGCCCAGCUGAAACAGGCUUUCAAAGACCCGGCUAUUAUCCCAGCCCUGUGUGCCGUCAUGAGCGGCUCCCAAAAUCCUCAGAUCCGUCAGUCAGCUGCAGUGAUGCUGAGGCUGAGGGUGAAGAAACACUGGAAGAAGAUUAGCCCUGAUGACAGAGAGAGCCUCAAGGCAGUGGUUCUGCAGACCUUCAUGCAGGAAACAGAGCACACGGUGCAGCACUCACUCUCCCAGCUGUGUGCAGUGAUGGUUAAACACGAGACACCAGACCGCUGGCCUGCCCUGCUGCAGCUCCUCAAUCAAUCCACCAAGAGCAGCAACCCUCAUGACAGACAGGUUGGCCUUCUGCUGCUGAAUAAGGUGAUGGAGUCCAACCCGGAGCCUUUCAAGCCUCACUACUGCCAGCUGCUGCAGCUGUUUAACACCGUGCUGCAGGACCACAACAACCCGACAGCCUUGUACUACUGCAUCCUCACCCUCACAGCCAUCACUGCAUACACAGGCACAGAAGAGAUGCACCAGAUGCGUUCCAUCAUCCCAAGUCUGAUUGUGGCUCUGAAACACCUGAUCAAAGCAGAUCAGAACCAAGCCAGUGAGGCCAUGGAGGUAUUUAAUGAGCUCAUGGAGAGCGAGGUGUCCAUCAUCGUCCCUCAUGUUGCUGACAUUGUCCGCUUCUGCUUGGAGGUGGGCAGCGAUACCGCACUGAGUGACUCUCUGCGGGUGAAAGCACUCUCUUGUAUUGCCUUCCUCAUCAAGCUGAAAAGCAAGACGGUGCUGAAGCAGAAGCUGCUCAACCCCAUCCUGCAGACUAUUUUCCCUGUACUGGUUGCGGCUCCGCCACCUGGUGAGCAAGACCCUGAGGAUGAGGAGGAUGACACUGGAGAUGGUGCAGACAAUGACAACCCCAAACACUGUGCUGCUCAGAUUAUUGACACUAUGGCACUCCAUAUGCCCCCAGAGAAGCUGUUCCAACAACUAAUGCCCCUCACUCAGGCAUGUCUUGCCAGUGAAGACCCCUAUCAGAGGAAGGGCGGUCUCAUGUGUCUUGCAGUGCUGGCUGAAGGUUGUGCUGACCACAUACGCACCAAGAUGCUGUCAUCUGUACUGCAGACAGUGUGCCAGAGUCUCUCUGACACUAAUCAGGUGGUGCGCAGCGCCGGCCUUUUUGCUCUUGGACAGUUCUCUGAACAUUUACAGCCUGAAGUGAGCAAGUACUGUGCCGAGCUGAUGCCUUUGCUGCUGGACUACCUUUCUUCCUUGAACGAGGCCAAGGUCGGCCAUGUUACUAAGGCCUUUUAUGCCCUAGAGAACUUCAUGGAAAACCUAGGUGCAGAUAUUGAACCCUACCUGCCCACCCUGAUGGAAACUAUGUUAUCUGCCCUCAACAACGCUGCAAACCUCAAGAUAAAAGAGCUCGCCGUGUCUGCCAUAGGUGCUAUAGCCAAUGCUGCCAAGGAGCUGCUGGUGCCCUACUUCCCUCCAGUUAUUGAAAGCCUGAAGGGCUUCCUGACUACCACUACAGAGGAAAUGAGGUCUCUGCAAACUCAGUCGUUGGAUACUCUCUCUGUGCUGGCCCGUACCAUCGGCAAUGAUGUCUUCAGUCCUCUUGCUGCAGAAUGUGUUCAGCUGGGCCUCAACCUCACUGACACGAUCGAUGACCCUGACUUGAGACGCUGCACGUACAGUCUAUACUCUGCUGUAUCCACCGUCAGCCCAGACUGCCUGACUCCUCACCUCACUGCUAUUACAACAGUCAUGCUGCUGGCACUCAAGUCCAAUGAAGGCAUUACGGCUCACCUUGAGGAGGACAAGACCUUUGUCCUUCUGGAUGACGACGACGAUGACGAAAACGACAACAACGAAGAAGAAAAAGAUGUGGAUUUUCUGGAAGAUGAGACUGAGACGGAGGUCCACGAUAUUACAGGGUUCAGCGUGGAAAACGCCUACAUCGACGAGAAGGAGGACGCCUGUGAUGCGCUGGGAGAGAUUUCCUUCAGCACCGGCGCCGCCUUCCAGCCCUUCCUGGAGUCCAGCUUCCAGCAGGUUUACGAGAUGAGAGAUUUUCCCCACGAGGACGUCCGCAGGGCAGCCUUCGGAGCCAUGGGCCAGUUUUGUCGUGCUCAGCACAAAGUGUGGAAGGAGAAUCCCACUGAGGCCAACCACCAGGCCCUGCUGAAGUUGCUGGACGUGGUGCUCCCUUGCUUUGUGGAGACAGUGCGAGCAGAGCACGAGCGCCAGGUUGUGAUGGGCAUCCUGGAAACCAUGAACAACGUCAUCAAGUCCUGCAAGGAGGAGGCCUUCCAAAACCCUUCACGCCUGAAGGAGAUCAGCUACGUCAUCCGCGAUGUCCUCAAGAAAAAGACCGUUUGUCAGGACGGUGGUGGUGGUGGUGUUGGUGAUGAAGCUGAUGAUGAAGACCAACAGGCCGAGUACGACGCCAUGCUGCAGGAGUUUGCCGGUGAAGGAAUCCCCCUGCUGGCUUCUUCCGUGCCUGCAGACAGUUUCGCCCCUUUCCUCAACGACCUGCUGCCUCUCAUCAUGAGCAAAGCUAAAUCCUCAUGCACAGUGGCAGACCGGUCCUUCUCUGUGGGUACGAUUGGAGAAAUCCUGCAGGCACUCGUGAGCGUGCCCGGAGGUCGGGGAGUAGCAGGCCGACUGUCCACUCGGUUGCUUCCCGUGCUGGUAGCCGGAGUGAGGGACAGCGAUGCAGAGGUUCGCAACAACAGCGUGUUCGGUCUGGGAUGUCUGGCCCAGGCUGCCGGACCCAUCGUCGUAUCAGACUAUCCCAUGAUGCUGUCUGUGUUUUCCAACAUGCUGACCAAAGAAUCCGACCUCAGGGUGAUUGACAACCUGUGUGCUGCCCUCUGCAGGAUGAUAUUGAGCAAUGUUGAAGCUGUCCCUCUGGAGCAGGUCGUGCCUGCUCUGGUGGCUCGUCUUCCCCUGAAAGAGGACAUGGAGGAGAACAAGACGGUGUUCAACUGCCUGGCCAUGCUGUACACUAACAGUCCUGCUCUGGUUGUGAAGUUAAUGAAGCCCAUAGUUGCUGCUUCCAGUCAUGUGAUUGGCAACAAGAAUGUUGACAAAGAAACCCAGAACACUUCGGCCCUGCUGAUGAAAGAAUUUGCCCAGCGCCACUCUGCAGACUUCCAAGCAGCCGUGACCUCACUUCCCAGAGAGGAGCAGGCCAAACUUAGCGCAGCCAUCUCCGCCUCGUAGCCAACACACAUCUCCCCACUCUUGUGUGAAAGCCAGCCAAAACAAUGAAUUUUUAUAGUACUGUAGGUGGAGAACGGGACGGUUGUUUGAGAUGUUUCCCCCCCAAAUACAGCACUUCAACCAUUCUGAUACAGUCAUUAUCACAUUCAGCAGUUAUGCAAGUUCAGAGUAUUAACUUUUAAUUUAUUUCCUUACAUGCAUGCUAUGUUGAAGUUUUAUUAUUUUAAGAGUUCCAGUUGACCAUCCUGUGUUGUUCCCUUUGUGUUUUGUUUCCCUGUUAUUCCUGUAAAGUGCUGCUGUCCCCUUAUUGCCACUGUUUGGACAGACUUCUGGCUUUGUGUGAAGCAUCUGAUCUCCUGAUAAAUUUAAUUUUUCAUUCA
Molecule: messenger RNA, 3992 nt
Organism: Larimichthys crocea (large yellow croaker)
Lineage: Eukaryota; Metazoa; Chordata; Actinopteri; Sciaenidae
Gene: ipo4
Product: importin 4
Exons: 30
Coding region: 328-3612 (1094 amino acids)
Biological process (GO): protein import into nucleus
Molecular function (GO): small GTPase binding
Source: RefSeq, a predicted model, not a curated record